UGCAAAGGUGUAUGAAAGGAGAAGGCAAUGGUAUGGGAAGAUCGCUGGGGGCUCUUGGCGCUUCGCUCCUCAUCCGCUGGAGCAGAGAGCAGAGGCGGAGGCCAUUCCUCCACAUCCCCGAGCAGAUGAUAGUCAUCGCGGAGGCCCAACAGCAACAAUGGACACAAGAAGUUGUUGUAGCAUGAAAACCCUAAGCGGGAUUACUCCUUUCCACUUAUGCUUCCGCUCCAGACCUCCUCUUCUUCGUCCUCCUGCCUUUGCUCUCCUCAACUUCAAGUUUUGCCCUCCUCUCCGUUCCUCUCCAAGCCUCUCUGUCUCUCCCCUUUCUUCUCUCUCUGCAGCUGCAAAGGAACAUGGAGCCAAUGGAGGGGAUUCGCUGCUGCUUGUGAACGGGAAGUCGUUGCAGGGUCCUUCGCCAAAUAAGUUUCUUCAGGUCGUUUUAGUGUCUCCUCAGAUUCCUGGAAAUACUGGUUGCAUUGCAAGGACAUGUGCUGCCUCGGCCAUCGGCUUGCAUCUUGUUGGGCCACUAGGUUUUCAGGUGGAUGACUCAAAACUCAAGCGUGCAGGAUUGGAUUACUGGCCAUAUGUGGUUGUCAAAGUUCAUAAUUCGUGGGCUGAGUUUCGAGACUACUUCAGGAAGCAGGAUGGUGAGAAAAGAUUGCUGGCAUUCACCAAAAGGGGGACAGAUAUACAUUCUGAGUUUUCCUACAGAAAGGGCGAUUGGCUUGUGUUUGGUUCUGAAACUUCUGGACUGUCGAAUGAAGUCCUGCUUGAUUGCAGGAAUGAGACGUAUGGUGGUGGCACCAUUCGGAUACCGAUGAUUGAAACUUAUGUUAGAUGUCUUAAUCUUUCUGUGAGCGUGGGAAUUGCUUUGUAUGAGGCGUGCAGACAGUUGAACUAUGCCCAGCUACAAUCUUCAUCAAGCACUUCUAACAACAGUGAGCAAGCGUUCAUUACAGAAGAUAUUUUUGCCUGAAACAUUGUGGUAGGGGCCGUUGAAACUUUUUAUUCUCAUGGGGACACAUCAGACAGAAGUGAGCCAUUCAGAUUGCAGCUUGACUAUGGUUUGUGCCAGGAAGACAUCCAUUGAAUUUGGAUCAAAGAAGAUGCUAUUUGGAUGCAUAGUGGAUCCUACUCUGACUUCAUCCCGGCACUUUCCAAAUUUCCAAAGCAUUGUAGAAGAGAACACGAUAUUUCUCUCAUGGAUUAUUGGGUGUAGUUCUUGAAGAAUGCUGGAUGUCCUGCUGAUGGGGCCUUUACAGCUUCACAAAGCUGAUCCAAGUUGCUGGUGAAAUGUCCAUUUAGUUACCCUGUUUGUGGUAGUCAGUCUGAAAGGUUCGUAAUCUUUGUUUGAUUAGCUUUUCUUGGAUUAGGAAAUAAUUAUUGAGAGUGAGAGUUAUUGGGUGGGCUAGUCCAUAACCAUUUACUGUUACUGGGAAUACAAAAUAUAUCCGUGACCUGAUUGUAUGCGUGAGUCUCGUGCACUUUUUUCGAGUGAAUUACUUCUCCUGUGCUCGAAGCUC
Rhodamnia argentea is the source of this 1523-nucleotide messenger RNA. RefSeq names its product putative tRNA (cytidine(34)-2'-O)-methyltransferase. Lineage: Eukaryota; Viridiplantae; Streptophyta; Magnoliopsida; Myrtales; Myrtaceae. The transcript has 7 exons. Bases 158 to 976 code for a protein of 272 amino acids. Gene Ontology annotation, biological process: wobble position uridine ribose methylation; wobble position cytosine ribose methylation. The record is from RefSeq and is a predicted model, not a curated record. Gene Ontology annotation, molecular function: RNA methyltransferase activity; RNA binding.